AUGGAUGCCCAAGGUAGAAAAGUAAUUGUAUGCGAUAAUGGUACUGGAUAUAUUAAAUGUGGUUAUUGCACAUCGAAUUUUCCUGAUUAUGUAUUUCCAUGUAUGGUUGGACGACCAUUGAUUCGUUCUCGUACUAAAGUUAAUAAUAUUGAAGUUCAAGAUAUAAUGGUCUGUGAUGAAGCACAAAAAGUUCGACAAAUGCUUGAAAUAAAUUAUCCUGUGGAAAAUGGUAUUGUAACUAAUUGGGAAGAUAUGAAACAUAUUUAUACCUAUUUAUUUGGUCCAAAAAAGAUGAAUAUUGAACCUGAAAAAGCCAAAAUUCUUUUAACAGAAGCACCACUUAAUCCAAUAAAAAAUCGUGCAAAAAUGUUAGAAGUUAUGCUUGAACAAUUUCAAUUUCAUGAAUGUUCAUUAGCUUAUCAAGCUAUUUUAACAUUAUAUGCCCAAGGUAUUUUAACUGGUGUUGUUGUUGAUAUUGGUGAUGGUGUUACACAUGUGUGUCCAGUUAUCGAUGGAUUUUGUUUACAAAAUUCGAUUGCAAGACUUAAUAUUGCUGGACGAGAUAUAACAAAAUAUUUAAUUCGAUUAUUACUUCUUCGCGGGUAUGUAUUCAAUCAAUCAGCUGAUUUUGAUACCGUUCAACAAAUCAAAGAAAAACUUUGUUAUGUUGCUCAUGAUCUUGAUCAAGAACGUCGUUUAGCAUUAGAUACCACUGUUUUAGUGGAAAGUUAUACAUUACCCGAUGGUAGAACAAUAAAAUUAUCUGGUGAAAGAUUUGAAGCACCUGAGGUUCUCUUUCGUCCAUCAUUAUUAGGCAUGGAAGUUCAGGGUAUUGCUGAACAAGUAUUUAAAGUUAUUAAUAGUGCACCAAUGGAUGAUCGAAGAAAACUUUAUAAACAAAUUGUACUUAGUGGUGGUACAACAAUGUAUCCAGGUUUUGGUACACGUCUUGAACGAGAAUUAGAAAAACUCUAUGAAGAUCGUAUUCUUAAAGGACAACCAGAUAAAUCAGCGAAAAAUGUUAUUUGUAUUGAAGCACCACC
Adineta steineri is the source of this 1043-nucleotide messenger RNA. The record is from the annotation of a GenBank genome assembly. Lineage: Eukaryota; Metazoa; Rotifera; Eurotatoria; Adinetida; Adinetidae.